AAGAAAAAGACAGCAACAACGUGAGUCAGCAAAAGGAACUCCUCCACUACAUACCUUUUGGAAUCAAGAAAAAUUACAGGCUAGUGGAGAAGAAUUGUAUGAUGAACAGUCAGAGAAUGAAGAUCAGUUGGAGAAAGUUAAUGAGGAACAAUCGGAGAAUGAAGAUCAGUUGGAGGAAGUUAUUGAGGAUGAGGAAGAUAUUGGGGAAUUGUCAGAGGACGAGAUUGAAGCUUGUAAUUUACUUAAAAAAAUUCCAGCCACUCUUGAAAAUCUAGCAUUAGAUAUCGAAAAAAAAAAUGUAAAUAGUGAGAUUUGGAUGCAGCAGGAAAAGGGGGUGUAUCAUGCUAGGUGCAUUCGUUCUUGGGCGCAUGAAUACGUUAUGGCAUGUCAGAUUCCUUAUUCUCGCCGUGGGUAUCACACUAAAACAUGGAGCUUUCUUUGGGAUGAAGAUAUUCUUCUUCAAAUAAGAUCAUAUAUUCAAGAAAAUAAAUGGAAUAUUACACCGUAUAUGAUCAUGUCACAAAUAAAUGAGGUUAUUUUACCAGGGCUCAGAUUUGCACUGCCUCCAACCAUUUCUCUCAAUACUGCUAAAAAUUAUUUAAAAGAGCUUGGGUAUGUUUAUAAAAGA
This is a messenger RNA of Dentiscutata heterogama, 628 nucleotides long. NCBI's taxonomy places the organism in Eukaryota, Fungi, Glomeromycota, Glomeromycetes, Diversisporales, Gigasporaceae. The record is from the annotation of a GenBank genome assembly.